This is a messenger RNA of Symphalangus syndactylus (siamang), 4455 nucleotides long. RefSeq names its product centromere protein U (gene CENPU). Gene Ontology annotation, cellular component: nucleus. NCBI's taxonomy places the organism in Eukaryota, Metazoa, Chordata, Mammalia, Primates, Hylobatidae. The record is from RefSeq and is a predicted model, not a curated record.
GGGGCUUUCGGGCGCCGAAAAAAUGGCGAUGCGGGUGGGCGGGAAAGCCCGGAAAACUUUGGCAUGAUAUGGACCGUAGGUAACUGGUUGUGCGGCAUGGACUCCAGCUCCGGUGCGCUGUGAUACCCAGGCCCAGUUUUCCCUCACGCUCCAGGCCGGGGAGGAGCCCGGGCCCGCUCAGAAAGUCCUGCGCACGCGCGCGUGCUCGGCCCGGACUGGCUGCUCGGAGCGGCGAGGGGCUUGGCGGGAGCUUCCAGUCGCUGGGGAGCGGAGAGCGGCACCAUGGCCCCGCGGCGGCGGCGGGCGCGGCCUCACAGGUCUGAGGGCACAAGACGUUCAAAGAACACUUUAGAAAGAACACAUUCCAUGAAAGAUAAAGCUGGUCAAAAGUGCAAGCCUAUUGACGUGUUCGACUUUCCUGAUAAUUCUGACGUUUCAAGCAUUGGCAGGCUGGGUGAAAAUGAGAAAGAUGAAGAACCUUAUGAGACCUUUGAUCCUCCUUUACAUAGCACAGCUAUAUAUGCUGAUGAAGAAGAAUUCUCCAAACACUGUGGACUGUCUAUCCCUUCAACUCCUCCAGGAAAAGAAGCAAAAAGAAGUUCAGACACUUCUGGAAAUGAAGCAAGUGAAAUCGAAUCUGUAAAAAUUAGUGCAAAAAAGCCAGGAAGAAAGCUCAGGCCCAUUAGUGAUGACUCUGAAAGCACUGAAAAAAGUGAUACAAGGAGAAAAGUUAAAUCAGCAGAGAAAAUAAGUACACAACGUCAUGAGGUUAUUCAAACUACAGCAUCUUCAGAACUUUCAGAGAAACCAGCUGAGUCGGUCACUUCUAAAAAGACAGGACCCCUUACUGCCCAGCCCUCUGUUGAAAAAGAGAACUUGGCAAUAGAAAGUCAAUCGAAAACUCAGAAAAAAGGGAAGAUGUCUCAUGACAAAAGGAAGAAAUCAAGAAGUAAAGCCGUAGGCUCAGAUACUUCUGACAUUGUACACAUUUGGUGUCCAGAAGGAAUGAAAACUAGUGACAUCAAGGAGUUGAAUAUUGUUUUGCCUGAAUUUGAGAAAACCCACCUAGAGCAUAAACAAAGAAUAGAAUCUAAAGUUUGUAAGGCAGCCAUCGACACAUUUUGUUCUAAUGUUAAAGAGCAACUCAUCAAAAUGCUUGAAGAAAGCCAGAUGUUGAAAAAUCUGAAAAGGAAGAAUGCUAAGAUUAUUUCAGAUAUCGAAAAGAAAAGGCAGCGUAUGAUUGAAGUCCAGGAUGAACUGCUUCGGUUAGAGCCACAGCUGAAACAACUACAAACAAAAUAUGAUGAACUUAAAGACAGAAAGUCUUCCCUUAGGAAUGCGGCAUAUUUCUUAUCUAAUUUAAAACAGCUUUAUCAAGAUUAUUCAGAUGUUCAAGCAAAAGAACCAAACAUAAAGGAAACGUAUGAUUCAUCCAGCCUUCCAGCUCUGUUAUUUAAAGCAAGAACACUUCUGGGAGCCGAAAGCCAUCUGCGAAAUAUCAACCAUCAGUUAGAGAAGCUCCUUGACCAGGGAUGAGAAGAGAACAUAAUUUUGAUUAAUUAAUAAGGCGAUUUCUACUGAAUUUAAGUACACCAAAGCUAAUUUUUAAUGAAAUUGGUUUACAGAAAAAACAAAAACUAGAAAGCAAAGUGAUAAAACUUAGUUUAUAAAAACAGGUUGAAUGAUACAUUUAUCAAAUCUCACAGACAUCAGGCAAAUUAUAGCCUGGUGACAAAAGUGUCCAUAGUGAAUUAUUCUUGUAAUACUUCUAUAAUUAGUUCAUCAGGAAUUUCAUCCACUUCACUGUUAUAACUGAGAAGACUGUUCUCUGCAGCUUCAGCUAAUUCAGCAUCUUCAGUAGCUUCUAAAAAAUAAGCAUCAUCAAUGCCAUUAUCCCAGACAGCAUCAGCAGAUGCACCUGUUGACAGCCUACUAGGUGAUGAUUUAUGAGGAUUCUGGGUUUCAUUGCUCCUAGUUUCAUCUGCUUCAUCUCUUGUAAACUCUUCUUCCUUCAUUUCAGUGGUGAAGGGAGAGAAAGUGGGAUAGGAAAAUAUUUACUCAGGAUAUGUGAUUUAACCAUAUACUCUAUACUGAAGUAAGGUAUUAAGUGACAGAUACUAAAGUGAAUAUGCUGGAGGAAUGCUGUCUCCGAUAUCUCACUGUGGGAAUGAGUGCACUGAUUCAAACAUUGCUGCACUAAAGCUCAGACACACUUGAAACUCCAAAUUUGAAAUUACCUACAAUUCUGUGCACAUACUUUUCAAUAUUCCCCGAUGGAGGAAGAGUAAGGGUGGAUUUAAUUUUUUUAACAAGUGGACAGUCCAGCUGAAGACAAAUCAGAAGAUAAAUUUGCUAUCUUGUCAAUGGACUUAGUACCCAUGCUUUAAAUUUUAAAGUACUUAGCAAAUUGUAAACAUGGAUUGCAAAAAGAUUAAAAACAGUUGCCAAAAUAUGACUGGAUUGUAUAUUACGUAAUAGUAUAGUAUCAAUUAUUUUACCAUAGAAUGUCUUCAGUGUAAACAUUUAGUUGAUCCACCCAAUACAUUAUUUAUGUAAAGAAUGUCCUUAUUCAGUGCAGUGGCACAUGCCUGUAAUCCCAGCUACUUAGGAGGCUGAGACAGGAGAACUGCUUGAGGCCAGGAGUUUGAGACCAGCCUGGGCAACAUGAUACCCCCCUCUCAUUAAAAAAGCUACAGAAUGUCUUAUUCUUUCAGCUACGUGCUUAAAUAUUAGAUGAAGGGCUUUGAUGUCUGCAGUUUCAGAGUCUCAAAAAUAAGAAUGCAUAUGUAUACAGUAGAGGGAGAAAACGAAUGUUGCCAAAUGCUAACAAAUGGCAAAUCUCAAUGAAGGACAGACAGCAGAGUUCCUUAUUGUACAUUUCUGUAGGUUAGACCUUUAUAAUAAAUUUAAAAUCAGGUGACCAAUGAAAUAAGAUGAUCAGUGCAAUAGAAAAGCAGGUAUAAAUAACACCAACUGGUAAUUUAAAAUAUCUUUUUUAAACAAAAGAUGAAGCAGGAGAGGCAAAAUGUUAACUGAAAACUAAGUGACAGCUACAUGGGUGUUCAUUAUAUAUCUUACUUUAAAAAGCUAUGUCCAAGUAGUGGUAAUACUGACCAAUGGUACUUUCAACUUGGCAUUUUUGAGGUGUUACUAGAUAGAUAAGCGGAAAAAGUAGCUUAAAAAUCCACUGCAACCACAAAUACCGAAAUCACAAUCCAGACCAACAAGGGUGAUGCAGUCCUCUUCCUCUGGGAGACAAAGUUUAUUUUUUAAAAUUUACUUUGUUCUUGGUUAUUUCAAAACACAUUUUAACCUGGUAUUUUGCCAGAGAAUCUGGCUGUCAGUUAUUUUAUGUCCAGCUCUUGCAGACCAAGAAUGGAAUUUCCACCAUUUCAAAUGUAUGGAGUUUUUUCGAGAGACGUGUUAAGACUGAGUAGAUACCAGAUUCGGUUUUCUAGAAUAUAAACCCAAUCACUUGUUCUGCUUGUAGCAGGUAACUUCUUUUAUUCUAACCAUAACACUAUAAAGGAAAAAGCUGACAGAUGUGACCAAAAAAACAAAAACAAGAACUAAAAUUUAAAAGUAAAAUAUGUCAAAAAGAGUACUUAAGUUACUACAAAAAAGUUAUAGAAAAAUGGAUGGAGGACAAGUACAGGCACUUCAUGAUAGAAAUAUUAAUAGUGAAUCUGAAAAAAGUUCAUUAAAGAAAGGCAAAUUAAAACAACUGAGGUACUGCAUUUUGCCUACCAGAUUGGUAGUGAUUCGAGGUAAACAAGCACUGCUGGCAAAGUGUGAGGUAAUAGGUGCUCUCAUAAAUUAUUUGUGGAGGUCUAAUAUCCUAUACUUUCUAUGGAGAGCAAUUUGAUAAUAGGUACUAAAAAUAUUUGUGAUACUUUAAGUAGAAAAAAACUGAAAUAGUAUGUAUGCUAUCACUUCAAAAAAAAAAUGAGCAUAUAUAAAUUCUCGAAGGUACGUGCCAAAACAUUUGUAUCAUUUAUUUCUGGUCAAAUGAGUAAAGAAGAUUCUUUUCUCUUUUGCUUCUUAUGUAUUUCCUAAUUUUAUGUAUUUUCUUUUUUUUUUCUUUUUUUUUUUUUUUUGAGGCAGAGUCUCACUCUAUCUCCCAGGCUGGAGUGUAGUGGCAUGAUAUCAGCUCACUGCAACCUCCACCUCCCAGGUUCAAGGGAUUCUCCUGCCUCAGCCUCCUGAGUAGCUGGGAUUAUAGGCAUAGGCCACUACACCUGGCUAAUUUUUGUAUUUUUAGUAGAGAUGGGGUUUCUCCAUGUUGGCCAGGCUGGUCUCAAACUCAUGACCUCAGGUGAUCUGCCUGCCUCGGCCUCUCGAAGUGCUGGGAUUACAGGCCUGAGCCACUGUGCCCGACCUAAUUUUAUGUAUUUUCAAUUCAUUCUAUAAUGUAUGUCAAUUAUUUGGGUAAAUAAAAAAUAUUUAAGAGAAAAA